Messenger RNA from Rhizophagus irregularis DAOM 181602=DAOM 197198, 411 nucleotides. RefSeq lists its product as uncharacterized. NCBI's taxonomy places the organism in Eukaryota, Fungi, Glomeromycota, Glomeromycetes, Glomerales, Glomeraceae. The record is from RefSeq and is a predicted model, not a curated record.
AUGCAACGCCGAAAAAGAGCAGAAUACAAGAUUGCUGCGCAAGACACAAAACUGGUAACCUUUUUUUUUAAAAAAGAUAAAGUUCUGAAAAUUUUAGAGCCUAAUGAUAACGAUUCUGAAAAUCAAAUUGCAGAUUUAGAUUUUGAAUCAAUUUUAUCAAAUUUAAAAGCUCUUUUUAAUGAUAAAACUCUUUCAAUUCAAAGCAGAAAUCGGUUACAGCUCAUUUUUCAAUUUAUUAAUUUACGUAAAAUGGGAUAUAAAACAAUGAAUGCAAGUCGAAUUGUUGCUAAAAGUAUUGGAAAAGGGAAAUAUCAAGUAGAGUUAAUUGUUUGGACAAAGAAUUUUUUGAAAAAUAAAACAAUUCCAACAUCCGAGCAUGGUAAAUAUCAAAAAAUUAAAAGCCUUUUAUAG